This is a messenger RNA of Colletotrichum higginsianum IMI 349063, 1857 nucleotides long. Its product is annotated as Calcium calmodulin-dependent protein. The coding region runs from base 1 to 1857 and encodes 618 amino acids. Gene Ontology annotation, cellular component: nucleus. Gene Ontology annotation, biological process: protein phosphorylation; mitotic DNA damage checkpoint signaling. Gene Ontology annotation, molecular function: protein serine/threonine kinase activity; ATP binding. The transcript has 5 exons. The record is from RefSeq and is a predicted model, not a curated record. Lineage: Eukaryota; Fungi; Ascomycota; Sordariomycetes; Glomerellales; Glomerellaceae.
AUGUCGACGAUACAGCAGCUUAAGAACUUUAUCCGACACGGAAAGCAGGCCCGAGUCAGCAACAACGAUGAGCAGUCACCUAAGCAGCAACAUUCGCCCCCUCAGAAAGCCCACGUUGGCGUUUCCGAGCCAGCCUACCCCGUUGCCAACCCCGUCCAGGCAAUUCCCGAGGCAUACUCGGUCGCCGGCGAUGCCCAAGCCCGCGCUGCUCAGGCCGGCAACGUCGCCGCCCAUGCCGCCGAGCCGAACCAGCAUAAGACAUCCAAGGCUGGCAAGAAUAUCGACAGCACGCACAUUGCGAAGCUGAUUGCCGAGGAGAACGAGAGCAAGAGCAAAUUCCCGAGAUACCCUGGCUUGGAGAGAUGGGACUUGCUUGAGAAGAUGGGCGACGGUGCCUUCAGCAACGUCUACCGCGCGCGUGAUACCACUGGCGAAUAUCCCGGCGAGUGUGCCAUCAAGGUCGUCCGGAAAUAUGAAAUGAACAGUAUGCAGGGAAACAAGCAUUUACACCCGGACUUCAAGAAGGUCCCCAAGGCUGCAGAGAGAGCCAACAUCUUGAAAGAGGUGCAGAUCAUGAGACAGCUUGACCACCCUAAUAUCAUCAAGCUCAUCGACUUUUCCGAGUCGCGGCAAUACUACUACAUCAUUCUCGAACUGGCCCCCGGUGGCGAGCUGUUCCACCAAAUCGUCCGUCUCACCUACUUCAGCGAGGAGCUUUCAAGACAUGUCAUCGUGCAGGUUGCCCAGGCUCUGGAGUACCUACACGAGGAGAGAGGUGUUGUUCAUCGUGACAUCAAGCCGGAAAACAUCCUUUUCAGCCCGAUCCCCAUCGUCCCGUCCAAAAACCCCAAACCCAGACAGCCCGGUGAUGAAGAUAAGGUCGACGAGGGCGAGUUUAUUCCUGGCGUUGGAGCAGGCGGCAUCGGUCAGAUCAAGAUUGCCGACUUCGGACUCUCCAAGAUCGUUUGGGACAACCAGACCAUGACGCCAUGCGGCACGGUCGGAUAUACAGCUCCUGAGAUUGUCAAAGACGAACGAUACUCCAAGUCGGUUGACAUGUGGGCCCUGGGAUGUGUUCUCUACACACUUCUUUGCGGUUUCCCCCCCUUCUACGACGAGAGCAUCGAGGUUCUGACGGAGAAAGUCGCCAAGGGACAAUACACGUUCCUUUCCCCUUGGUGGGACGACAUCUCCAAGUCGGCUCAGGACCUCAUCUCCCACCUCUUGACUGUGGAUCCCGACAAACGAUACACCAUUACCGAGUUCCUGGCCCACCCGUGGGUCAAGGGAUCCGGCCCCACGCCCCGCGACGAGAAGAAGACGCAGCCGGAUAUGCUCCGCGCAUUCGAUGCUUCGAGAAUCGUGGACGGCGACCGCCGCCACGACUUCCGCUCACCUGGUGCGGUUAACCUGCGUGAGGUGUUCGACGUCGGCUACGCCGUACACAGACAAGAAGAGGAGGCCAAGCGUCGGAAGCAGGUCGGUACCAAAGGCGGCGUUCCUGCUCGUUUCUUGAACAACCUCAACGAGGAAUCGGAUGAAGAGGAAAUGGCCGAGAACAAGGAGGCCGAGUAUGUCCACAAACCGACGCAAAACACGCAGGCGCUCGAGCAAAGCAUGCGCAAUGCUCAAAUCAAAGAUCAGCAAGAACAACAACGUGGUCGCGAGCGCGAGCGACAAGCGGCCCCGGGCGAAAAGGGCUACGGCCAGCACUCGGCAGCUGUUACCGCUGCCGCUCGUCAGCAAGUUAGGGACCGCAACAGGCAGAAGGGUGCUUUCGAGCUCAGCCUUGAUGGCGCCACGCUGCUGGGAAGGCGGAACAAACAACCUCUCGCAGCCCGGGCCGGUGGGGCGUAG